CUUGCUAGGACCUCAGCGCGUCGGCCUUUUAAGCUUCCAGCUAUCCUCUCCGUUUGUUUGCCUGACCUUGGCGGGCCCAAUUAUACCUGUCUGUCUAGCACUUCCAUAGAAUGUACUUUUAUUUUCUAGCGACAUGACCUGUAGUUCACAUUAGCACUACACGGAUGGGAGAGCACUGGUGUUGCAAACGACAAGUACUUUGUUGCCCGACGACGAGGGACAGGGGCGACUGCCCUCCCAAUGGAAAAAGCUCCGCGCUCUGCCAAAAACGCAUCCAGUACUGAGGACGACUGGCUACUGGAGUUCUGGCCGGAACCAGCCACGGCAGACGUUCAGGGCCUUGGUUCCAUGCAGCAGCAGCAGCAGCAGCCGGUUGACGCUCCGCAACUGCCGGAGCUCUUACAACAGCAGCAGGGCUUGCAGUUAGGACAGUUUGGACUUCAGCCGCAGGCGGAAUACUUACCUGGCCUCGCGUUUGAAGCCUAUGGCGGCAAGUCUGGCCUCGGGCUGGGCGGGCUACUACCGGAGCACACCCGAGCCUCCACGGACGGGGCUUCCGCGCUAAUGCAGCAGCCAUCAGACUUUAUGAUGCCCAUGGGCAACGUCCCGCAACUACUGCCUCAGGGGCUUGGCACCUUGCACCAGCCGAGCUUCCCUGACCUGACGAUGAGCGGCGGUUUGGGGAUGGCCCCGGGAAUGUUGCAGGGACACUACAUUCUGCCUCCCCAGCGUGCAGCUUCAGGACCGUCUAAGAGCCGUUUGCGCUGGACACCAGAGUUGCACAACCGUUUCGUCGCAGCCGUCAACCAGCUGGGCGGACCGGAUAAGGCCACUCCGAAAGGCAUCCUAAAGCUCAUGGGUGUAGACGGCUUAACAAUCUACCACAUCAAAAGUCACCUCCAGAAAUAUCGCUUGAAUAUCCGACUUCCAGGCGACGCACUGCAAGGCGACAGCCAGGAUUCCGAGGGUUCGGAUGCAGAGGAUGCGGCGCCUUCCGCGCCCCUUGAACGCACCAUGGAAACGCCACCAACAGCGCUGGGGCCCGCUCCUGCAGCCGGCGCUGCUACUGCUGCUGCAGCCGGCGCUGAGCCAACGUUGUCCAACAACGCAGCAGCAACCGCUCGGCAGGACAGGCGGCUGACAGGGACGACUGGCAGCAGCGGAAGCGCGCCGUCGUCGACUCGUCGCAACCUGGAGGAGGCGCUGCUGUUCCAGAUGGAGCUGCAGAAAAAGCUGCAUGAACAGCUGGAGACGCAACGGCAGCUGCAGCUGAGCCUGGAGGCGCACGGACGCUACAUCGCCAGUCUCAUGGAGCAGGAGGGCCUCACAAGCAAGCUGCCGGAGCUCACCAGCCCUAGCAGCACAGCCGGUACCUUGGGUGGCAGCGGCGCCGCUGCUGCUGCUGCUGCUGCUGCUGCUGCUGCCGGCAGCGGUGGCGCUGCUGGGGGCGGUAGCAGUGCCGUUGGCGCCGCUGGGCUGCCCAGGUCGGUGUCCUCGGGCGCGCUCGCCGCGCAGCAGCAUGCGCAGCUGGUCGCGGGCAACAAACCCAAGGAGCGUGGGGGAAAGGGCGGGUCGCGCAUGGGCAUGCUACCGACCCAUGGGUCUUCGCGGCAGUUGUCAGAGUUGGCCAUGGCAUCAUCGCCGUUGCUUGCUGCCGGUGCUGCUGCUGCUGUCGGCGGCGGUGGCGCUGGAGGCCUCGGGCUGUUGCAACCACAGCAGCAGCAACAACAACUUGUGCAGGGAGCCAAGCCCGCACACUUGCUCGUUGCAUCGUCCGGAUCCUUCACGUGUACAAACCCCUACCAACCGCAUCAACCGCAGCAGCAUCAGCAGCAGCACCCGCAUCAGCAUCAGCACCCGCAACAACAACACCUGCAAGCCCUUCAGCUUCAGCAGCAGCAACAGCAACUCAUGCAACAGCAACAGCUACAUCAUCAUCAGCAGCAAUGCGUUCGCAGCAGCAGCAGUGGAAGCGGCAUGGUUCGCAAUCGCUCUAGUCACAGGCUGUCGUCUGCCGCAGGCGGCGGCGGACUCGCGGCCGCCUCCGGACUGCCAAGCAGCAUUAGCAUGAGCGGCGGGAGUUCCCUUCAGCAGCAGGACCAGCAACGGCACGAGCUCCUGCGUGCCGGCAGGCUCGGGUCGAUCCCCGCACCUGGCUCGCCGCCUGCUUCCGAAACCUUUGGCGGCGGCGCCGGCGGUGUUACCACUGGCGGAGGUGCAGUUGCGGACAUGGGCGUCGUCGUUGCCGGGGAGCAGCGAGUCCAGGGACGGUUGCCGACAUCACCAAAUGAGCAAAGCCAAGGUCACGGACCCAUGGGUCUGCCGCAACUCGGGAGGGGCUACGGCGUCGUACAUCCGCAAUCGCCGGGAGCUCUGCAACGACAUCGGGAAGCACCGCAGGGGACACUGCAGGGAGGAGGCGGAGGCGGGGUUUCGGAGCCCGGGGGACUUGUAGGCCUAAGCCACCAGCGGGCAGGGACGACGACAGGGGCUGCGGUGGGAGUUGAGACUGGCGGCGGGGCAACGCUGGGGCUGCAUGUAGGGCUUGCAGCAGGGGAGUUGCAUGCCGGCAUGUUGGGGGAAACGGCCGUGGGCGUGGGCCUGGCUCUGCCGGAUUUCGACUUUGCAGACUUUGGAGAGCUUGAAAGCGGCGGGUUGGGCGUGCACGGUGACGAGCUGCUAGCCAUGCCAGAGCUCGAGGCGGAGGCAGCAGCUGCUUCUGCGGCUGCUGCUGCGGCGGCGGCUGCGGCUGCCUCUCAGCAAGACCGGGACCGGCAGUUACUGCUGCAGCAGCAGCAAGCACAGCAACUGCAGUUACAACAACAGCUGCUUCUACAACAACAGCAACAGCUGAUACAGCAGCAGCUACAACAACAGCAGCUUCAGCAGCAGCUACAGCAGCUGCAACGACAACAGCAGCAACAGCAACAACAACGGAACCAGACUGAGGCGGGCGAGGCAAUGCGUGUGAAGCGGCAAAAGCUCGAUUCCCCGCCUGGCCCUCAUGCCUCUUGAGGGUAGGCUACGGGGGUCAGGUGGAGAUGCCAUGGCGGGGGUUAGGCGGACAAGAAGAACUGGGGGCUAGGAAAUGAAAGCUCGUAGGCUUAGACGGCGCGGUGGUAGGAUUGGAGGCCGGCACCGAUGUUAGGUUGUCGUGCAUGCAUUGGCAUGUUAGAAGACAAAAGGGGAGCCGCUACAAGUGCAGGAGCACUGGUGCUGUGGACGGUUGGGAUACGGAUCAACAUUUCUAGGUUGGGGGGACUGUAAUUCGCAACGAUUUGACGCGCUAGUAGUAUAGUGCUGGUGCUUGGCGCUUUAAGGUCCCGUGCCGAUUUCAAUUCCAGUAAUGCCGGAGGCGGUUUCGGAUUUGGUUUUGGUUCUGGUUCGGAAUUUGUUUAGGAACCGUUUCUAACAACGAAAGAUUUCGCAUGGACCUAGCAUGCGUUGGCGCAAAACGUCCGAUAGGACCUUGAACUAGCGUAAGGUAACACCUAGGAGCAGUUUGGGAACCUACAGUUCGGGUGCUUUGGAGGGCGGGCGUGUUAGGGCUAUGUAGCGGUUGGCAUGGUAGGUGGUUGUCGGCAUUCGCUGCAUGGGAUGUGUGAACUGCGCUUGCGCUCCGUCCUGAGGAUCUGAUCUGUUCUCUGGAAAGAAGUGCAGUUUUGUACUAUUGUUGUUGGUUACGGUCGUUGCUGGGAGUGUGUCGUGUCUAUAGUUCGAGCAUGCGAGGCCAUUAGUUGUGGUAAGCGAAGGGAGGCUGCGUGCGACUGUUGCUGCUAGCAGCACCACUCGGAUUGACCCGACGGGAGUGGCUUAACCACCUGAGCCCUUCUCGUGCAUUGGAAGUUGUGGAAAGCAAUGUGAAUUUCCUUGGCAAGUUAAUGGUUGUACGCCGGUAUAGUCAUAAUAUCAUACCGCCUGUUUCGGAUAAGGUCGAGCUGUGGUCCCGGAAGGGUGGUCCUCUGUGGCUUGUGUGUGUGUGUGCCUAGCGUUGUGAGUAACUGCUGCUCCAUUCUUUUGCGUAAGCUGUGCUGGGAUAUCAAUGAUCAAGGACUUUUAAGGCCUCCCUCCACUGCCCUCCCCUGCUAGGCAGUGCCGCGCAUUGAGCUUCCAUCUGCUGCAUGCAGGCGGGGGCUUUUGGCUGAAUGAACACGUAACGCCCGACUGCACGAAAGUGCCCUUCUGCUCUCUUGACGGUCGUCACGGUUUGACAGUCGUCAUGACGGCCCGCCAAGCUUUUUAACGGCCUUGACUGACGAUCGGGUGUACACUCGCCAUUGCGCCGCGUGGUGUCAGCAGGUUUUGGAGCUCUGUCCGAGGUUUCCCUUGCUGCUCUCAUGGCAGCGUUCCCAUCCCUGCUACGUACGGAAGUCCCAUGGUGUUCCAUUGGCGUCUUACCUGGCAAAAUGAGCCCUCACUUGUGACAGUGGACCCAUGCGAGCGGUUUGCCAAGGGGGGUGCUGUUGUUAGGGUUGUAUGUCGGGUUGCUUUGUUAUGAGCUUCACCGUUUCCAGGCAUAGCUGAGCAUGCGUACAUGUUUAACAGACGUGCUGUUCACGUACCUGCGCCGUGACAGCUGAGUGUGCCGGUGGCGUGGAGGGGUUAGGUAGAGAGGUUGGAAAAUGGAAACGAAUGACUUGUGUCAACGGUGGAGAGGUUGGAGAAUGGAGAUGAAUGUCUAUAUGUCUUGUGUCAACGCAACAGGAUCUUUUAUUAGCGGAUUCCAGAUGCACGCCCCGUUGGGCGGCUGAAGUGGGGCGAGUGAAGCUGAUGUUCGGGGCCACCGUUGCUUGUAAGCGUAAGCCUAG
Astrephomene gubernaculifera is the source of this 4808-nucleotide messenger RNA. The record is from the annotation of a GenBank genome assembly. NCBI's taxonomy places the organism in Eukaryota, Viridiplantae, Chlorophyta, Chlorophyceae, Chlamydomonadales, Astrephomenaceae.